AUGUGUGAUACCCUGGCUGACAUUUCUUGCUCUCACGCCGGGUAUAAUGACAUCGCCGAAGUUGACUAUGUCCAUGGCGGUCGUGAUACUGACUCACUUGCGAAGAAUGAAGAAGGCGUAGUGUCUAUCGAUGCCGCGGACAUCGUCAACGGUCUUCUCAUUCGCUUCGUGAAAGUCAUGGCACGGGUUCAGAUGUUGGCGAUGAGCUUGACACACAGCGCUGCUGAUACCAACAACUCAGGAGGGCUGACCACUGCUGACCACGAGGUUAUCAGUGGUGACUUUCUGGCGUGGUCCGAAAAGGCCCAAGAUUGGUUCACGCAAUUCAUUGGAGCCCUGCGAAAGGCCUCUAAUCUGCCCAUGGUGGAGUCCAACCUGGAAGUACUCGAACGCGAAUUCACGGACAACCUGAGUCUGUUGAAGAAACUGCAAAAGGAGCCUGUGAGUCGGGUGCGUUUUGAUCCGGAUCUUUAA
Mesocestoides corti is the source of this 474-nucleotide messenger RNA. Lineage: Eukaryota; Metazoa; Platyhelminthes; Cestoda; Cyclophyllidea; Mesocestoididae. The record is from the annotation of a GenBank genome assembly.